Dioszegia hungarica is the source of this 2631-nucleotide messenger RNA. RefSeq names its product P-loop containing nucleoside triphosphate hydrolase protein. Gene Ontology annotation, cellular component: nucleotide-excision repair factor 3 complex; transcription preinitiation complex; transcription factor TFIIH holo complex. Gene Ontology annotation, molecular function: hydrolase activity; ATP binding; 3'-5' DNA helicase activity. Gene Ontology annotation, biological process: nucleotide-excision repair; transcription initiation at RNA polymerase II promoter. The record is from RefSeq and is a predicted model, not a curated record. NCBI's taxonomy places the organism in Eukaryota, Fungi, Basidiomycota, Tremellomycetes, Tremellales, Bulleribasidiaceae. Bases 1 to 2631 code for a protein of 876 amino acids. The transcript has 12 exons.
AUGUCCCGCUCCCCGUCCUUAGCCUCUUCUCUCGACUUUGCCCAGUCCUCGGGCGGAUCAGGCUCAGAAGAAGAGUACACCCCCGUCCGCCGUAAAGCGCCCACAGCGCGCAAAGCCCCUGCAGCAACAGCGGGAAAGAAGGGCAAGAAGGAAAAGGCAGCGGCAGGACCGCUCAAGAUCAACCUCUCGGCCUUGCGGCGGGCGCAGGCGGUGACUUCUGCCCAUCCGGCGGAGGGGCCGAUAGAGGAUGAUGAGGAAUUUGGGGAGGGGGAGUUUGCGGAUGGGUUGAUUGGGGCCAGAGGGGUGGAUUUGUCGGGAUUAGAAUUGAAGGCGGAUCAUGCGGCGAGACCGCUCUGGGUCGACGAGCAUGGGAAUAUUAUCCUGGAAGCGUUCGCUGCGUUCGCACAACAAGCACAGGAGUUUCUUAUCGCCAUUGCUGAGCCUGUGUCCAGACCAUCCCUGAUCCACGAGUACAAAAUCUCCAAACCCUCUCUCCACGCCGCCAUGUCGGUCGGGCUCGAAACCAAGGAUAUCAUCGAAGUCCUCUCUCGCCUCUCCAAGACUCCCCUCCCUCAGCGCCUGAUCUCCCGUAUAGAAGACUGGACCUCAUCGUACGGAAAGAUCCGCCUCGUCCUCAAGCAUAACCGGUAUCAUCUUGAAUCAACCGUACCGGACUUCCUGCGGACGUUGUUGAACGAUGAAGUCAUCGGGCCGUGUCGGAUCGUCAGGGCCGAAGGGGAGGAGACUGGGGACGGAGGGUUGAUGCGGGGGAACGUCCCAAGACGGGACUUUGCGAUUGAGGGGACAGACGAGGCGAGGCGGCGGAAAGAGGGGGAAGGGCCGGGCGUGCCGCAGAGAGGGAGGGAGAGGGAUGAUGUGAUUGGUGCAGUCAUCGGGAUUGAAGAGAAUGACGAGAUUGACGAGGACGAUGCCGUCCACUCGUUCGAAGUCUCCGCCGAGAAGAUGGAAGAUGUCCGCCGUCGAUGUAAAGAUAUCGAUCUCCCCGCAUUAGAGGAGUACGACUUCCGGAACGAUACCCAGAACCCAAACCUCGAUAUCCAGCUCAAACCGAUGACGGUCAUCAGACCGUAUCAGGAGACGAGUCUCGCCAAGAUGUUUGGAAAUGGACGCGCGAGGAGUGGGAUUAUUGUACUGCCGUGUGGAGCGGGAAAGACGUUGGUGGGUAUUACGGCGGCGUGUACGAUCAAGAAGAGCGCUCUGGUUCUGUGUACUUCUGCAGUGUCGGUGGCGCAGUGGAAGCAGCAGUUCCUGCACUUUUCGAAUAUAUCAGAAAGGCAGAUCUGCACCUUCACGCAGGGCGAUAAGGAAGUAUUCUCCGGCCCCGCAGGAGUCGUCAUCUCCACCUACUCGAUGAUCGCACAUACCGGCAAAAGAGCACACGAUGCCGAAAAGGUCAUGCAGUUCCUGCGGUCCAGGGAAUGGGGUUUCUUGCUGCUGGAUGAGGUCCAUGUCGUCCCUGCCGAGAUGUUCCGGAAGUGUGUCAAUGGUUUCAAGGUGCAUGCCAAGUUGGGUCUGACAGCGACACUUGUACGUGAGGACGAUAAGAUUUCUGAUUUGGGAUACUUGAUCGGUCCGAAGCUGUACGAGGCGAACUGGAUGGAUCUGGCCAAGAAUGGUCAUAUCGCUACUGUACAGUGCGCAGAAGUAUGGUGUCCCAUGACGCCCGAGUUCUACGCCGAGUACCUGCGCACCAAAUCCCGAAAACGGAUCCUCCUCCACGCACUCAAUCCGAACAAGUUCCAAGCGUGUCAAUAUUUGAUACAUUAUCACGAGAGCCGAGGGGACAAGAUUAUCGUCUUCUCAGAUAAUGUGUUUGCGCUCGAGGCGUAUGCGAAGAAGCUGGGGAAGAGUUAUAUUCACGGUGGAACGCCUGAAGGGGAGAGAUUGAGGAUCUUAUCCCGCUUCCAGCAUGAUCCUCAGCUCAACACCAUCUUCCUCUCCAAGGUUGGAGAUACCUCGAUCGAUCUGCCUGAAGCAACCUGCCUGAUCCAGAUCUCGUCCCAUUUCGGCUCUCGACGACAGGAAGCACAACGACUUGGCCGAAUCCUUCGAGCAAAGCGGCGAAACGAUGAUGGUUUCAACGCGUUCUUCUACUCGCUCGUCUCGAAGGAUACGCAGGAGAUGUGGUAUUCGUCUAAACGGCAGGGAUUCUUGAUUGACCAAGGUUACGCCUUCAAGGUCAUCACCGAGCUGCAUGGUCUCGACCAACUCCCCGAUCUCGUCUUCCCGACAAAAGCACAGCAAAUUUCGCUCCUCGAAGAAGUCCUGAACGCCUCGGGAGAGAUGGAAGAGACAGCCGACCACUAUUCCAAAUUCACCGGCGGGAAGCACCAGCACAAGGCGAGCAAAGGUCCUGGGAGGGGAUUGGGGGCUACGGCCGACAGCGGUGUGCAGCCUGCUCAGCGGUUCAACGCGCGUCUGGAGGAAUUGAGUGGGGGGCAUAAUCUGAGCUAUAGGGAACAGAACAAGAGUGUCAAUCGGGAGAUGUUGAGGGAGGAUCGGGCGAAUAAGAAGAAUGGGACGAGUGGGCAAGGGGGGUCGCAUGCUGUUUUCAAAAAGAGAAGGGUGGAGGUCAGUGCGGCGAAGAAGAGGGCUGCUGAGGGGUCGUAG